GCCCCAACCAGAGACACGUUGAACUUUUGCUUUAGUAGACAUGUCAGCCCCCAGUGCUUAGAAACAACAGAUAAUAAACUGUGUAGUUCCUUUGCUAGGCUGAGAACUCCAAAAUGGUCGUUGUUGACUCCGAGUCUGCGACUAUUCUUCGUGUCAAAGGUCUGCUGGAGUUCAGAUGUCAGCUGGACAGCACAGAUGAGCAGCUGGUGCGAAAUGCCAUCUCGAGAACGUUUGAGACGCUUCGCUCCCAGGUGAAAUCUGAAUCCUGUGUUCUGGCAGUUAGCGACAGUCCUGUUAUUAUAUGGCCAAACAAAGAUGCUUAUGCCACACCUGAAGAAAUAACUCCAAGUACACCAUGUGAAGAUAUGCAUCAAUGGAUACAGGCAGAUGAACAAGAGACUUCAGGGAAAAAAUCAUCAAAAAAGAAAAGCAAAAAAAGUUCGCUGGCGAGUGUCAUAAACCUUCGUCUGAUGACGGAGGUGACAAAGCCAGGCCCCCUCUCAGCCCCCAUCCUCACCAAAACAGUUCUGAAAUCCCACUUUGUGAGUGUGACUCUUCCACUAGACUGUGUUGUCCGCACUGGCAGCAGCGAUACAAUCAAAGAUGCCUGUGAGCAGCUAAUUGAGGCGCUAACUCAUCAGUUGUGUGAGAUGGAGAAAGUGACCCUUCAGAACAUGAAGGGAAUGACAUUACUUGUUCCUGAACCGGUCCACUUCCUCCUUCCAGAACCAAAAGGACUGGUGACUGUUGUUUAUCCAGCAGGAGUGCCCGAUAGCCAACUAGUAACACAACGUAAGGAGCUACAUCAGCAGUUUGACCUACCAGAUGACAGGCCUUACUUCAGAAGAGCCAACGCUUACCACUUUCCCAAUGAGCCCUACAAAGAUGGUUAUCUCCGAAACCCUCAUCUGGCUCUCACACACCCGACUCUGGACAAUGGAAAGGUGUACUUGGUCCAGGGGAUCUACAGCUAUCACCACUACAUGCAGAACCGUGUAGAUGACAAUGGCUGGGGCUGUGCUUAUCGCUCCCUGCAGACUAUCUGCUCUUGGUUCCAGCAGCAGGGUUACGUAGAGCGGCCUGUGCCCACUCACAAGGAGAUCCAGCAGGCUUUAGUGGAUGUUGGAGACAAGCAGGCAUCCUUCGUGGGGUCACGUCAGUGGAUUGGAUCCAUUGAGGUUCAGGCUGUUCUGAGUCAUUUGCUCGGGCUCACUUCCAAGAUCCUGUUUGUGAGUCAGGGAGCUGAGCUGGCAUCCAAAGGCCGAGAACUGGCCAACCACUUCCUCACUGAAGGAACUCCAGUCAUGAUUGGAGGAGGCGUUUUAGCUCACACUAUCCUGGGUGUGGCUUGGAGUGAGACCACAGGGCAGAUCCGCUACCUCAUCCUAGAUCCUCAUUACACUGGAGCAGAGGACUUGCAGGUUAUCACAGACAAGGGCUGGUGUGGUUGGAAAGGGCCUGACUUUUGGGAUCAAACUGCGUAUUAUAAUCUGUGUCUGCCUCAGAGGCCGAAGGUCAUCUGAGCUCCCCUCAGCCUUCCAGAUGGGUCUCGUUUCAGUGAAUCAUCUUCAGAAAUAUGGAGGAGCACUCUAACUCGCCUUCUUUAUGAACACGUGUCAACUUUUGCAAACUGAAGUAAAAUGUGUUGUUAUGUAAACUGCUUUGGUUUUGAUUGAGUCCUGCAUAAAUGAUUAACUUGCAGGUACAGUUGGAAGUAAUGUUUGUACUGAAAUAAGAAAAUAGUUGUUUACUGUGCUUUCAUUGUUUGACAUGGUUUAAUAUAACAAAGACUCAUCAAUUAUAUCAAUUAUGCUCAGUUAUAUACAUUAGCUGUUUGAAAUGAAGUAAGAUCAAACAGUUUUCUCAUUGUCUUUUGUUCCUGGUGGAUAUAUGAACCUACCAUGAAAGAUGGAGUCCUUGCUAAAAUGUUCCAAUCUGAGAUGAAAAACUAUAUUUAUUAAACAAUUUAAUUGAACAGAAAACCUAUAAAUGUUAUAACUAUUUUUUUUUUUUUUUACUCUUGUUGUUUUUGUAAGCCAUAAGGGGCAAUGCACUCUGGUCACUUUAUCAGGUAUACCUGUUUAACCGCUUGUUAUUACAAAUAUCUAAUCAAGUUACAUAGCAACAAUUCAAUGAAUUUAGGCAAGUAGA
Oreochromis aureus is the source of this 2151-nucleotide messenger RNA. RefSeq names its product ufm1-specific peptidase 2 (gene ufsp2). The transcript is spliced from 12 exons. The record is from RefSeq and is a predicted model, not a curated record. The coding region runs from base 114 to 1523 and encodes 469 amino acids. Lineage: Eukaryota; Metazoa; Chordata; Actinopteri; Cichliformes; Cichlidae.